Molecule: messenger RNA, 1125 nt
Organism: Pezoporus flaviventris
Lineage: Eukaryota; Metazoa; Chordata; Aves; Psittaciformes; Psittacidae
Exons: 9
Coding region: 1-999 (332 amino acids)
Source: RefSeq, a predicted model, not a curated record
AUGUUACAAAUUGUCAUAGCUACCAGUGGUAUGAAAGAUGAAGUCAUGAACGAUGCGCUAUUGCCACAGGCUGACCAAGAAGUGAUUCUGCCUCCAGCCCAGUGUCAAGGCUCACACACACGUCCAGGGAAUACUGUAAUACCAAUUCACUCUCCACUGAUUAUAAACCUCAACGAUGAAGAGGAUGAUGAAGAAGAUGAUGAAGAGGACGAUGAAGAGAACUAUGUUACUGACUGUGUGCCUAAGAUUGCUGAGGAUAUCGAAGAGGAAAGAGCAAUAAAGGAAAUAUGCUAUAAAUCUGGAGAGUUUUACGGGAUUCAGCAGCCUGGCCAACGGCAGUCACCUAACCCUGUGUCACCGUCCCAGGAAACUGAGCUACGGCCCUCGGAAGCUACCCAGUGGGACUUGCAGAAAGCCAAGUACUUUUCAUCGCCUCGGACAAUGGGUGUUUCUCACUGGGUGGAUAAGACUGCUGAGGAUAUCAAAGAGGAAAGAGCAAUAAAGGAAAUAUGCUAUAAAUCUGGAAGCCACACUGCCAGUCCCAAAGUACAGCCCAGUUACCAAACAAAUGGUCAAAGUAAAGAUGGUGAAACUUCUUCUCUUCCACGUGACAGAGAAACCGGGAGAAAGCCUAACUUCUGUUCUUCAGAACCACGAAGAUCAGCAUAUGUAGUCUACCGUUCUGUCACUGUCACCCAAGAACCAAAGUUCACUGGACCUAGAGCAGUUCCCGAGCCAUCUGUUCGGAAAUGCUCCAAAGGAAAGAAUGAGCCUGCCAAAAAUAGGAAAUUUUGGACACAAACGGACAUCUACGACAAAUACACUUCAGGAUCCUAUAAUGCACCAACCUGGGGGAAAAGAAAUCCACAGGCAAAAACAUUCUCCAAGACUAAAACAACCAUUCAGCACCGAAAAGACAUGGAAGUGAACCACAAACGAGAAGGGUAUGAAGACAGGAGGGAGAUGAAGAAAGUACCUGAAUUCACAAGAACAACCUAAAUUGCAGAAAGAUAGGGGAAUUCUCAAGAGGAGAAACCAAACACGAUAAGAAUGCAAAUUCCAAAAAUAACACGUAGGAAGUACACUGUAACACUUCAAAAGUGAUUAAAUUUUAAUCCUUCAUCA